Cygnus olor (mute swan) is the source of this 939-nucleotide messenger RNA. RefSeq names its product G protein subunit gamma 2 (gene GNG2). Gene Ontology annotation, cellular component: heterotrimeric G-protein complex. The record is from RefSeq and is a predicted model, not a curated record. Gene Ontology annotation, molecular function: G-protein beta-subunit binding. The transcript is spliced from 5 exons. The coding region runs from base 423 to 638 and encodes 71 amino acids. Gene Ontology annotation, biological process: G protein-coupled receptor signaling pathway. NCBI's taxonomy places the organism in Eukaryota, Metazoa, Chordata, Aves, Anseriformes, Anatidae.
CCUGUAGGCAGAGGGAUGAGCGCAGACAAAGCUGGGUGGGGACUCGCCGCUCCGGGCUGCCGCUGACCACCCCUCCUCCUGCCUCCCGCCCGCAGCCCCCCCUCCAUCCCUCCAUCCCUCCAUCCCUCCAUCCCUCCUUCCACCCCUCCUUCCAUCCCUCCGUCCGUCCGUCUGUCCGCCGCCCCCCGGGGAGCCGGGGCAGCUCCGGCCGCCUGCAGACUCCUUCCUUGCUGUUUCUCCCUCUCUGGCUUCUCGCUCAGCCACUCCGUGCGGUCGCAGCGGGUGCUGGGAGCAAGGAGGUGUCGGACGCCCGAGAGGAGCAGCCGUUCCCCUAGGGACACCCGUCACCGGCGAGCCCUGCCUCUGGGCCGCGAGCAGCUCUGCGCCGAGCCCCCGCUUCCCCCCGUGCGCCCGGCGUGCCGAUGGCCAGCAACAACACCGCUAGCAUAGCGCAGGCACGCAAGCUGGUGGAGCAGCUGAAGAUGGAGGCCAACAUCGACAGGAUAAAGGUGUCGAAGGCGGCAGCAGACCUGAUGGCGUACUGCGAAGCCCACGCCAAGGAGGACCCCCUAUUGACCCCCGUCCCGGCCUCAGAAAACCCCUUUAGAGAGAAGAAGUUCUUCUGCGUGAUCCUGUAAACCCUCAAGGAGCCUGACCGGCACUCGGGCCACCCUGAACACUGACGUAGAGUUUUUAGGAACGGGGGACGACCUGCUAGUCCACAGAAUUUAAACAAAAAUAAGUAAAAAUACACGGCCUGGAAGCUACAGGGAUGUGCAUGUUUAAAGAACCCGGCCGCCCUUGGGGGAAUAAGGUGAUCCGCAUUGCGAGGCAAAAGAUCUGAAGUCUGUAGAGUUGCCUAGAAAGAAAAAAAAAAAAAAAAAAAAAUUGGAAAAAAAAAAUAUUAAUGUAAAGAAUAAAUCCGUGUCACUUUUCUGC